This is a messenger RNA of Atta colombica, 1962 nucleotides long. Its product is annotated as proto-oncogene tyrosine-protein kinase receptor Ret-like. The transcript has 9 exons. Gene Ontology annotation, biological process: protein phosphorylation; cell surface receptor protein tyrosine kinase signaling pathway; positive regulation of kinase activity. Lineage: Eukaryota; Metazoa; Arthropoda; Insecta; Hymenoptera; Formicidae. The record is from RefSeq and is a predicted model, not a curated record. Gene Ontology annotation, molecular function: transmembrane receptor protein tyrosine kinase activity; ATP binding. Gene Ontology annotation, cellular component: signaling receptor complex. Bases 1 to 1962 code for a protein of 653 amino acids.
AUGUUUAUACAGUGUAAAUAUAUUUUAAUAUAUGAUAUAAUUAUGGUGUUGCUUUUAUAUUCUGAUGCAAUAAAUGCAAAAAAUAUAACAAAAUUUGCUGGCGUUGUCGAAAAUAUUACAGUGUACGUUUCAGAAGAUGAAAGUUAUUUCAAAAGCAAUACUGCAUUAAAAUCAUUGAAAUUGAAUAUAUCUUGGACGCCAUCAAAUGGAGAAAAAGAACUUUCUUCAUACAGUGUUAUGAUUACAAGUAUGUUAAAAAAAACUGAUAUAAAUAGGACAGAAUGUACAGAAGGUUUUGCGUUCUACAAUGUGCAAAAUAAAAGUCAAUUUAGCAUAUUAGUACCACAAAAUAAAUUAUUGGGUGAUAUAUCGGAUAUACAAAUACAUCCAAAUUGUACGUACAAAAUACAAGUGUAUGCCAAUCCGAGAGUUAAACCCAUAAGAAAGUUACCAGAGGUCAUCUAUAGAGUUCCAGAAUGUAUAAGACAUAAAUGCAGUUGCGCGGAUGCAAAAUCUACCUUGCCUAUUCCAAAAGUAGAAGUAAUCCGACAAAGAGAAAGUAUAGUUAUUAAUUGGAAUAGUACAUCGAAUAAUUCUCACAUUUAUUCUUAUAUAAUUAGUGUUGGCAUACCAUUAUUGAUAUCAAAAGCGGGACAUUCUGUGUAUAAUAUCACAAAGAUAAGUAAUGUGACUUCUACAAUAAAUACCUUUAAUUGGGACAUGAGAAUUGAUGAUCAAUAUAUAAAAGUAAAAAAUGGAUAUAAAAUAUUGGUAGCUGCAAUGGAUUAUCGAAAUUGUUUAGGAACUCAAGGUGGUUUCACCAUUGUUGAUAUAAGCAAAAUUAAAAUAUUGGACAGGAGUACUAUGUGGCUAUUACUUGCCGGUAUUGUCAUUUGUGUUAUAGUAGGCUUUAUUGGUAUUAUAUCAACACAUAAUAAAAAUGGGUAUCAACUUGUAUUUUCUUUCAAACGCAAACAUUUUAUUUUUAACGAUAGGAGACAAACAGUGUCUCCUUCCGCUUGUAAACUAACUCAAUGGCCAGAUCUAGUUUUUCAGAGACGUAAUUUCGAUGUAUAUGUCGAACAAAAAUCUGAGGAGACAUGUUGCAAAGCUCAAAAAGAUGAAUUUGAAGUACCAUACAAAUAUAUAAAUUUUAUAUAUGAAUUAGGAAAGGGACAGUUUGGUAAAGUAUACUUAGGUAGCUUAAACAACAAUAAAAACAUAUUAAUAGCUAUUAAAAUGUCACAAUGUUCUGAUGCAUGUAACGAACCUGAAGCCAGACAUCAAUUACUGGAAGAAAUUAAAAUAAUGAAGGCAGCUGGUUCUCAUAUACAUUUAGUGAGCCUUAUAGGUUGCUGUACUUUACCUAACAAUCCUAUAUGCAUACUUUUAGAAUAUAUGGAAGGUGGAGAUUUGCUUGCAUAUCUACAUUACAGAAGAAAAAUUAAAUCAGGAAUGGAACAUUUGGAAGCUAAAGGAAUUAUACAUAGAGAUUUGGCAGCAAGAAAUAUCCUUCUUACUUCAGAUCUAACACUAAAGAUUUCUGAUUUUGGUUUGUCACGAAAUGGAAUAUAUGUAAUAAAUAACAUGGCUGGCAAAGUUCGUCAACUCCCAAUACGUUGGAUGUCACCAGAAGCUAUAUGCAAUCAUGCUUUCUCUUCUAAAAGUGACGUCUGGUCAUUUGGCGUUGUGCUCUGGGAAAUUGGAACUCUAGGUUCUUUUCCAUAUGCUAAUAUACAAGACAACAAGUUAUUGCAUUAUUUAAUUCAAGAUAAAUGUCGUUUGACAUGUCCUAAUACAGUUUCUCACAAUAUAUAUAAAAUUAUGUGUUCUUGUUGGAAUAUGGUUCCACAAGAUAGACCUAGUUUUGCACAACUUGUUUUAAAUUUGCAAAUAUUAAAAAAAUCUUUACAUUCUAUGCACGAUGCAAGCAAUCCUUGUUAUGCAAUGCUAUUAUAUUAA